AUUAUUAUUUUUGUUUGCAUGAAGCUCGCAUUCAGUGCAGUGCUGGCGCUGCUGGUUCUUUGCUGCUCUGGCAUUGCCCAGGCCGACCCAGCGAUGCCCACGCUGCCCCUCCGCUACCGCGCCGUGGUCGAGACCAGCACCCGCCAUCUCAAUAUGACAAUCACCUACCGGGAGCAAUACGACCACGUCGCACAGCUCGCCCGCAUCGACAGCUACAACGGCGACCGCUUCCCAAUGGCAACCGUCUUCAUCUAUGGCAAUAACGAAGCAUCCACGCUGAUCGCGGGGUCAACCUGCCUCAAGAACACCAUCUCUGGUAACGCAAGUCCUGCUGGAAACCCGUUCGGUUUCACCUACUUUAGCUCAAACAACACGGUCGUACUGCCGCUUUUGUCCACCAUGCUCCGAUUCGGACCGCAGUACAACACCACCUACACUGGUCAAAGCUGGGUCCGCAACAUCCCCGCCGAUCAAUGGACGACCUGGCACUCGACCAACUUGACGUCGGUCGUAUACAAUGUCUUCUUCACGACUGAUACGUGGGCAUAUGCCAGCCAGGCAAACCCCGUGCUCAUUCGCUUCCAGAAGGAUGGCUGGGAAGUGGUGAACGGCGUCAACUCGUCCUUCUCCUUUGAGCAAGACUUUAUCCAGUUCAGUAGUUACGCUCAAGACCUGGACUUUGUUCUCGAGGGCUGCAGCAGCAACUACCGAACCAGCCACCCCGAGUGGGCUGGUGUCAUUGUUGGUAUUGCAUUUGGCUGCUUGCUGGGUUUGAUGCUCGCUCGCUGGUCACUACACUUUACAUUGCUAGACAAGAAGCCCGCCGCCAAGCCAGCAAAAGUUUGAUGGCGCUAGGAAAGCUGUUUUUUGUUGUGUUGUGUCCAUGUGUCAAAUAGACGAAUUAUUGCA
Molecule: messenger RNA, 909 nt
Organism: Capsaspora owczarzaki ATCC 30864
Lineage: Eukaryota; Filasterea; Ministeriida; Capsasporidae
Exons: 4
Coding region: 19-846 (275 amino acids)
Source: RefSeq, a predicted model, not a curated record